Molecule: messenger RNA, 459 nt
Organism: Triticum turgidum subsp. durum (durum wheat)
Lineage: Eukaryota; Viridiplantae; Streptophyta; Magnoliopsida; Poales; Poaceae
Source: the annotation of a GenBank genome assembly
AUGGACGGAGACGGGUUCGAGGAGGCGGAGCUAGAUGCACUGGAACACGUCGUACGCGAUACAAGUGCAGAACCAAUGAAGCUGUCGUUGCCGCUUGUGAAGCACAUAACAAAUGAUUUCUCCGGUGAAUCUUUAAUUGGUGAGGGUGGAUUUUCAAAGGUUUACCUGGGGGUGCUUCCAAGUGGGUCACGUAUUGCUGUCAAGAGGAUUUUGAGUAGCCAUACAAUGGACGAACGUCCAUUUCGACGUGAAAUUGAUACCACAAGGAAGGCUGCUCACAAAAACAUAGUGCGACUCAUCGGCUACUGUAGUCACACAGAAGAAACACCUAUCAAAUGCGAAGGACAAAGAGGAUAUAUUUACGCAGAGAUGAGAGAGAGGUUGAUCUGUAUAGAGUAUGUGCCCAAUGGAACCCUCGACACACAUAUCACUGAUGAAUCGGCAAUGGAUGUACGGUAA